AUGCCAUAUGUGGAGAUGUCGAGCUUAUCGGCCAGUGGAUUGUUGGUUUGCGCUGCGCUUUGUCGUGACGACUGUUUGUUUCUGAAGUAUGAGGACAAUGGAACGGGCUCAGGCACCUGUGACCUGUACAAUCUAAGGGACGAGAUCUCUACCAAGCUGAAAUUCGUGAAUGGUUCAAAUCUGUACAAAAAGGUCAAUCCUCCCGCCGAUGUUUUUGUUGGAAUCUUGGAAGAAAAAACAUGGGACGAGGCUAGAAACUUCUGUCAGAGUCUGGGAAGCAGCUUGGCCAUCGCUGACAGCACAGCCAAGAUGGACAGAAUGUACAACCUGAUAGGAAAAUGGGACUUCUGGGUAGGAGGCAAGCGAAAUGGGACGACCUGGAACUGGCUAUCCGGGGCGGUCGUGACGCCUUCUCCUUUGGUAGAUGGCAGUGGAGCGUGUCUUGAAAGUUGGUCUGGACGGUUGACCGAUGAAUCUUGCAGUUGGAAAAAUUGGUCAUUUUGUGAAUAUUAGCUUUACAAACAAAUUUCAAACGUUUGCAUGCAUUACAUGAAAAGGUGUUUUUGUAAU
Molecule: messenger RNA, 570 nt
Organism: Dreissena polymorpha
Lineage: Eukaryota; Metazoa; Mollusca; Bivalvia; Myida; Dreissenidae
Product: early activation antigen CD69-like
Exons: 2
Coding region: 1-513 (170 amino acids)
Source: RefSeq, a predicted model, not a curated record